Penicillium riverlandense is the source of this 2403-nucleotide messenger RNA. Its product is annotated as anaphase promoting complex subunit bimA. Lineage: Eukaryota; Fungi; Ascomycota; Eurotiomycetes; Eurotiales; Aspergillaceae. The record is from RefSeq and is a predicted model, not a curated record. The coding region runs from base 1 to 2403 and encodes 800 amino acids. Gene Ontology annotation, molecular function: protein binding. The transcript is spliced from 4 exons. Gene Ontology annotation, biological process: cell division.
AUGGCGCUCGCGACUGGGCACGUUGCCGGCCAGUUGCGGCACCUCAUCUACUACCACCUCGACAACAACCUGAUCCGAAACGCUCUCUUCCUUGCUGGUCGUCUUCAUGCCUACGAACCGCGAUCUUUCGAAGCCCAGUACCUCCUUUCCCUCUGUCAUCUUCUCGGUGGCGAAGUCAAGGCCGCCUUGGAGUGCAGCCAGAGCUCUGGCUCGCGGGGCCUGCAUGCAGGUUGUGCAUAUGUCUACGCUCAGGCGUGUCUGGAUUUGGGGAAACACUUCGACGGCAUCACGGCACUGGAACGCAGCAAAAGUCUUUGGGGCUCAAAAAACCACUGGAAUAAACACAGUGAAACACACCGACAACAUCUACCGGACGCGGCGGCGGUCUUCUGCUUACUUGGAAAGCUAUGGCACGCUCAUAAAGACUUGAAUAAGGCGGUGGAUUGCUAUGUGGAAGCUCUGAAACUCAAUCCGUUCAUGUGGGAUGCCUUCCUCGGACUGUGUGAAACGGGCGUCAAUAUCCGCGUUCCUAAUAUCUACAACCUCAGCCCGGAGCUCCUCGCCAUUAUAGCUUCGUCGUCCCCGGAGGAAAAGGAUACCUCGUCGGUGCAUCCCGCACCAGGUGAAGGACCGUUUUCUGUGCAAACAGCCAGCAAUCCCAGUGCCGAUCCAUUUAUGGUUCCUACAUCUCGCGUCGAUUCCGAGACCACCUUUGGAAGCUCCGCUCUUUGGGAGAAACUGAAUGGCAGCUCGGUUAGUGUUGCAACUGUUGCCCAACCUGCCAUUCAUGAGGGAGCUCAGACACCCCAGAGCAGUGGAUCUGAAGAGUUCCGCAUUGCGAAUGGAGUCACCGACCCAGAGUCUGCAUGGGAGCCCCCACUGGCUCCAGCCAGGAAGAACCGCACUAUCCAAACUCUCAACAUGGACCAUCCCGUAAAUCCUCCACCAAAAAUGCGGCCCACGGGCAUUCGACCACGGCCCAAAUCUCAAAUUGAAUCAGACGACCAACCGACAGAACGUGAACCUCCGCCUGCACCCAGAAUUGCAGAUCGCAAACGUACCGUCUCUGGCCAGGUGGCUCACCCUCAGGCUCAACAACCAACGGAACCAGGAGCUCCGCAACGCCGGAGCGUGCGAUUGUUCAAUCAAAUCAAGCCUACCACGAGCAAACUCUCCAAUACAACACUAACCGGAAGGGAUGGACGGGAAAUGAAAAAGAUUCGGGGUAUCAGCUCAAGGAGCCGUCCUGGAACCACUUCGACUGUUGGCCGCGUCGUGAGCGGCAACCGGAAACCCAUGGAGGCCACAGAUGCCGAUGGCAAGGACAAUCGCCUGACGUCGGUGCCACCCGUCCCACCUUUGCCCAGGAAUCCCGAGAAGUCCAAGGAUAUUGAGGCCUUGAAUUGGCUUCUGGGGCUUUUUAACAAACUCGCCUCUGGCUAUUUCGCUUUGAGCCGGUACAAGUGCCCAGACGCGAUCCAGCACUUUAGUUCGCUCUCCCAGGGUCAACGUGAAACGCCUUGGGUUUUGUCUCAGCUUGGUCGAGCGUACUUUGAGCAGGCCAUGUAUGCAGAGGCUGCCAAGUAUUUCUCUCGGGUCCAGAUUGUGGCGCCCUCCCGGCACGAGGACAUGGAGAUCUAUUCGACUGUUCUGUGGCAUCUGAAAAGCGAUGUCGAGCUGGCUUACUUGGCGCAUCAGUUGCUUGAGUCUGACCGGCUGUCACCGCAAGCGUGGUGCGCCAUCGGCAAUUCAUUCUCCCACCAGCGGGAUCACGACCAGGCUCUGAAAUGUUUCAAGCGGGCAACGAUGCUAGACCCGGAGUUCGCCUAUGCGUUCACUCUCCAAGGACACGAGUAUGUUGCCAAUGAAGAAUACGACAAGGCUCUUGAUGCCUACCGGCACGGAAUCAACGUGGAUAGCCGGCACUACAACGCAUGGUACGGACUUGGUACGGUGUACGACAAGAUGGGCAAGCUUGACUUUGCCGAGCAACAUUUCCGCAACGCUGCCAGCAUCAACCCGACAAACGCAGUGCUCAUCUGCUGCAUCGGGUUGGUUCUCGAGAAGAUGAGUAACUCGCAAGGCGCCCUGAUCCACUACAGUCGGGCGUGCUCACUCGCACCGCAGUCGGUGUUGGCUCGGUUCCGCAAAGCCCGCGUACUCAUGAAGCUGCAAGAGUACAAGUAUGCUCUGCAGGAGUUGACGAUCCUCAAAGAUAUCGCGCCCGACGAGGCGAACGUGCAUUACCUGCUCGGCAAACUGUACAAAAUGCUCAAGGACAAGGCCAAUGCAAUCAAGCACUUCACGACGGCCAUGAAUUUGGAUCCGAAGGCUCAACAGUAUAUUAAAGACGCAAUGGAAUCCUUGGAGGAUGAAGAGAUGGAAGAUGACGACAUGGCUUAG